AUGAACAAAGACAAUGAAACAUAUCUGAAACUCUUCAGGAGAAAUUCUAGUAGUCAGAAGAAGAGUUUGUUCUCCAGGGAAGCAAAAGUUGCAGCAGUUACCACCUCUGUGGUUGCUCUCUUUUGCUUAAUAGCUACUAUUUGUUAUUUUGCAGCCUCCAAUAAUUACAUAAUUUCAGGUUAUUCCAUUUCAAAUCAAAACCUUUCAUCCAUCCAAACAAACAAAAACCAAAAACAAGAAUAUCCACUAAGAUGCACCAAAAGGAACAAAACUGAGACACAAGCAUGUCCAAGAGACUACUUUCCUACAACACAUAACCCAACAAAUCAAAGUAGACAAGUUUGUCCCUCAUACUUUAGAUGGAUCCAUGAAGAUCUAAAGCCAUGGAAAGAUAAAGGGAUCACAAGAGAGAUGCUGGAAGGAGCAAGAAGUGAAACAUAUUUUAAGAUUGUGAUUGUGGAUGGAAAGAUGUAUGUGGAGAAGUAUAAGGACUCAUUUCAAACAAGAGAUGUUUUCACUAUGUGGGGUAUUUUGCAAUUAUUAAGAUUGUAUCCUGGGAAGAUACCUGAUUUGGAACUAAUGUUCAAUUGUGGAGAUAGGCCUCUUAUUAGUUUGGAAAAGUUUCAAGAUCCAAAUGCUUCAACACCACCUUUGUUUGGAUAUUGUUCGGAUCAAUCGAACUUGGAUAUCGUUUUUCCUGAUUGGUCCUUCUGGGGAUGGCCUGAGGUAAAUAUAAAGCCAUGGAAUGGACUCUUGAAAGAUAUAGAAGAAGGGAACAAAAGGAUCAAGUGGAAGGAUAGAGUACCUUAUGCUUAUUGGAAGGGAAACCCUAAUGUUGCUCCAACUAGGAAGAAUCUUCUAACUUGCAAUGUUACAUCAGAAAAUGAUUGGAAAGCUCACCUAUACAUACAAGAUUGGAUAAAAGAAACCAAUGAAGGCUUCAAAGAAUCCAACAUAGGAAACCAAUGCACCCAUAGGUACAAGAUAUACAUAGAAGGAAUUGGUUGGUCUGUAAGUGAGAAAUACAUCUUAGCAUGUGAUUCCAUGACACUAUAUGUAAAAGCCAAUUACCAUGAUUUUUUCAUAAGAGGUAUGGUUCCAUUACAACACUAUUGGCCAAUUAGAGACAAUACUAAAUGCACAUCUCUUAAGUUUGCUGUAGAAUGGGGCAACAUCCAUUAUGAUAAGGCACAAGCAAUAGGACAGGCUGCUAGCAAAUUCAUACAAGAGGACUUACACAUGAACAAUGUAUAUGAUUACACGUUUCAUCUUCUUAAUGAAUAUGCAAAGCUUUUGAGGUUCAAACCAACUAUACCUCAAGGAGCUGUGGAAUUUUGUUCAGAAACAAUGGCAUGUGAUGUAAAUGGUAUACAAAGAAAGUUCAUGGAGGAGUCAAUGGUUAUGUCUCCUAGUGAUUUAAAUCCAUGCACUAUUCCUCCUCCAUAUGAUUCUAUGACACUACAUGAAGUUUUAGAGAGAAAAGUUAAUUCAACAAGACAGGUAGAAAUUUGGGAAGAUGAAUAUUGGUUGACUAAAAAUAAAGGACAAUAA
Messenger RNA from Vicia faba (fava bean), 1551 nucleotides. Lineage: Eukaryota; Viridiplantae; Streptophyta; Magnoliopsida; Fabales; Fabaceae. The record is from the annotation of a GenBank genome assembly.